Messenger RNA from Cuscuta epithymum, 852 nucleotides. NCBI's taxonomy places the organism in Eukaryota, Viridiplantae, Streptophyta, Magnoliopsida, Solanales, Convolvulaceae. The record is from the annotation of a GenBank genome assembly.
AUUUAGGCACUCUGGAUCAAUAAUUCCUUGAAUAAAAUUAUCCAAGCUAGUUCUUUCACUAUACUGAAAUGAAAAUUUCUUGGAAGUGUUUGAUAUGUGCUACCAUGCUACUUGAGCUUGCAUCAGGAAUUAUGGCACUAGUGGCAUCCGGUGUACAACAUGAUAAGGUGAAGAAUGUGAAGAACGUGUCUGAUUGCCAGGAAGGAAUGGACCAUGUGGUUUUUGCUCUUAGUGUCUUUACGAUAUUAUUCAAUGUUUUUGCUUUCGCUUUAUGCGUUUUAGCUGCGCGCCAGAUUGAAGGAGAAUGGAUUCAAUGGAGGAGUAAGACUAUUACAAUUGGUUUCAAAUGCUUGUUGUGGGUCUCAACAAUAUUUUUGGUGGGGAUUGGACAAAGCUUGAAAAGCAGUUCUACAAACUCGUGUGAGGUGGCCAGACCACAGUCUCUUAUACUGGGAGGAUACUUCUGCUUUUUUUCCUUGGCCUUUACCGCUUGGAGUGCCUUGGACACUUGUUGUCAUCAUGAUUUGAAGUAAAACAAGUACGUAGCUUGCUGCGGCGAUUGACUUGCUGAGCAUGCAUGCAUGUAACGUCUUCAUGGGUGCCUCCAAUACAUUUUGUAUUCCUUUACUUUGAGCUUUAAUUUACCCUGGAGCAUAUCUACAAAGCCAGUAAUUCUAUCUUGUUAAGGUUUAAUUUAAGGUUUCAUAUAAAAGGACUAGCAAUGAUGUAUUUUAUAAUGGUCGUCUAGUUACGGCGUAGUUCUAUAUAUGCUUUACUGAUAUGUCGUCAUAAAACUCUAGAUCAACACAUAUAUCCGUUGUAAUAAUAUACGAUAGUAUAAUACAAUUACCA